Brugia malayi is the source of this 273-nucleotide messenger RNA. Its product is annotated as Bestrophin 1, putative. Gene Ontology annotation, molecular function: chloride channel activity. The coding region runs from base 1 to 273 and encodes 90 amino acids. Lineage: Eukaryota; Metazoa; Nematoda; Chromadorea; Rhabditida; Onchocercidae. The record is from RefSeq and is a predicted model, not a curated record. The transcript has 2 exons.
AUGAUACCAGUGGAAUUUAUGCUUGGUUUUCUUGUUCAAGCAAUCAUAACACGUUGGCAGAAGAUGAUUCAUGAUAUUGGUUUCAUUGAUAGUUUAUCAUUGACAGUAGCUAGCUAUAUUCAUGGUAAUACGGAUUAUAGUCGUAUGAUACGACGUAAUAUCGUACGUUACGUUUGUUUAGCUCAGGUGCUUGCAUCACGAGAUUUUAGUAUUGCAGUUCGAAAAAGAUUCCCUACAAUUGAUUCGAUUGUUUCAGCUGGUAAGAUGAAUUAA